UUCAUUAUACAUCUGACAGGGCAGUGCAGAACACGCAACUAUGAGAUCCGUAUAUGUUUUGAUUUUUCUCUUCGUUCACGUUACAAGUAAAAACUUUGAUACUGAUAACGAGUUGGAACCAGACGAUGAAGACACCGUUGAUAAUAUUGUCUUAUGUGAUAACUGUAUUACAAAAUGCUGUCCAAAUGGGCAACAUAUUCACGGAUUCAACAAAAAGUGCGUGCGCCCAAAACUUUUCAAACAUCUAAAUUUUUCCGAAGUGCCCCUCUACAAUGAUGACAAAACUAGAUCUGGAAGAAACCUGACGGAUAUCCUUACUCUGGUACCGGAAAGAAUAUUAAACCCGAAAUUCUUUAAGAAGGCUUUCGAUUACAGUGUCAUGCACCAUAAUUAUUACUUGACAGAGGAAGGUAUUCUUUACCAAGAAGUCCCCAACCACUUCAUGAGAUGGUACAGGCAUAACACGUCCAGAUACUGUGUGGAAUACCAACUGCCAAUCAAAGCUAUUGGGAUGGUGAGGCCUGAGGUCAGGUUCUGGACAAUAAUUGAUGGCACUGCAUCUGAAGGCUCUGAUAGUUACAUUACUAUUGGAUUACUAAUAUCAUGUUUCUUCCUGAUACUGGUGCUGGUCGUCUACAGCAUCCUUCCUGAGCUUCGCAAUCUCAGUGGGAUGGUAUUGAUGGCGUAUGUUUCAAGCCUUUUUGGAGCCUUCUUUAUUCUCGCACUGAUACAAGUCAAACGGCAUUCGAACCCCGUCUGCAGUGGUCUGACAUAUACGACGUACUUCAUGUUCCUGGCUAGUUUCUGUUGGAUGAACAUCAUGUCUUGCGAUAUCUGGUGGACUUUCAGAGGCUACGCCAAAGCCCGUCCAAUUCAUAGACGUGGUGAAUGUUUCAAGUUUGUAAUGUACUGCAUAUAUGCAUGGGGAUUGCCAGCAGCACUGACUAUUAUGUUAGUUGCCCUCAACGAAACGGAUAUGAGGAGUAAACCUUGGUUCGUCCAACCCAACAUUGGUCAAUAUGGAUGCUUCUUUGGAGAAUCCGAAAAGCUCCUGUACUUAUAUGUCCCGAUGUUGUUCCUGAUUAUGUGCAAUUGGAUCUUCUUCUUGAUGACCGCGUUUAACAUCUGGAGACUCCACCGGGCCACUGCUGUGUUGGAUUCAGCUGCUGCUGGCACUCCUGCUGCACAUCGAUCACAGAAAUACAGGUUCCUUGUCUACCUGAAGUUGUCUAUCAUCAUGGGGAUCAACUGGGUCUUAGAAGUGGUCAGUUCCUUCCAACCAGACUUCAAGGGCUGGUACUUAACGGAUAUCUACAACACGCUUAUUGGACUCAGCAUCUUCCUUAUCUUCGUUUGCAAAAAGAAAAUUUGGCGGAAACUUAUUAAAAGAUUGCAAACUUUGGGCGAGUAUCGUCGUCCUCGCCAGUACUCCAGCUCCAGCAGAAGGAGCCGCACCAGCAACACCACAGAAUCCGACAUCAGUCAAGAUGUACCAGUGUGCAUCAACCCUAAAGGCCCAGUGAUUCAAUAUACUGACAAAGUGACAGGCAUGCCUGAUAUUGUAAAUCAGUCUUUUAAGUAAGAUAUAUAAGGCGAAGGUUGUUAGUAUAUAGUUAUCCAAAUAGUCAUCCAAAAACAGAGAGAAAGAAAUGCCAAUAGCAAGUCAUGACGUCACAUGAAACUAGUGCCUUACUAAACGCAUAAUCGAGUCUGUUGUUUAUUUUAUGAUUAAAAAAAAACAGUCAAGUGCGACCCAGACUCGCGCACCGAGGGUUCGGAGGAUUUGACUUUGCCGUUGACUAUUGUCUUCUCCGUAGCGAUUUACUUUACCACUACAAAAACUUUGUAAAACUAAACUUUUUGCGGUUGAAAAUUGUUCGCUUCAUACAUCGACAUAGGUCGUGAUUAGUUUAUCAACUGCAAACAAGUUUGUAAUCGCAAAAACGGUUUUUUGCGGUUGAAAAUCUGUUCGCUUGACACAUCGACAUAGGUCGUGAUUAGUUUACCAACUGCAAAUAAGUUUGUAAUAGCAAAAACUGUUUUUUGCCGUUGAAAAACUGUUCGCUUCAUAUAUCAACACAGGUCGUGAUUAGUUUACCAACUGCAAGUAAGUUUGUAAUCGCAAAAAAAUAUAGUUUUUUGUUGUGGAACAGCUUUACGAUUUUAAUAUUAUUAAACUUAAGCUAAAGCUUGAUUUUUAUACAUUUUCGAAACCGUAGACAUAAGUGUUAGAUGUUAAAAAAUUGGGUCGUGUACUAGGUUCAAGAGAAAUUAUGGAAUUCUGAUUAUUAAAUAAAGACAGAUCUAAAACUAACGAAAAAUAUUUCAAUAGAAAAAAAAGAAAAUGUUGCCACUACUAAACAUUAUACAAGUAAACAAGAGGAAAUUACCGUCGAUAUGAACGGUCACGAGCAUUAAUAUGUAUACACUUUGGUACCAUGUCACAUUAACUUUUUUGACAAAUUGAACUGUAGGUCUCACUAAAUGUC
Messenger RNA from Pectinophora gossypiella (pink bollworm), 2489 nucleotides. Its product is annotated as G-protein coupled receptor Mth2-like. Gene Ontology annotation, molecular function: G protein-coupled receptor activity. NCBI's taxonomy places the organism in Eukaryota, Metazoa, Arthropoda, Insecta, Lepidoptera, Gelechiidae. The transcript is spliced from 8 exons. The coding region runs from base 41 to 1582 and encodes 513 amino acids. Gene Ontology annotation, cellular component: membrane. Gene Ontology annotation, biological process: G protein-coupled receptor signaling pathway; cell surface receptor signaling pathway. The record is from RefSeq and is a predicted model, not a curated record.